GAGUGACGAUACUGCUUUCCUGAGAAUACUGUUCUUGGCGCGUAGCACAGAUCCGGCGAGGUUUCAGCCUUGCGGCCAUCCGGACACUCCAGCCGGGUGUCAAGCUUGACCAUUUCGUAACUCCGCGCAGACCAUUGUCCAGAGUCUUCAUUUUCCAGUAGUACAAGACAUCUCAAGGCCAUCAUCAACAGCCCCGAUUGAGCUGGCUUCAGCCUCGUACUCGCAGCCAUGGAUGUGCCCAGCAUGGACGACUCCGGAGCCAUACCAGACGCAUCCAUGAUGGACACCAAUAUGGACGAUUUAUUUGGCGAUGCAGCGAAUGAUCUCGUAGCAGCGAUGCCUGCGACACCAUUGCCAGCACCUUUGUUCUUGCGGGUGGCAGAAAUGCAGAGCCGUGGUUGCUGCACAAAGCUGGCUUGGUCAAAUACCGGAAGCAUAGCCCAAGUCACUCCUGAUGGCUCUCAUAUCGCCUUUCGUGCCAUGGUCCGGCAUCGAAAGACUGGUGCCUGGACCAUCAGCGAGCCCUCUAAGCACACCAUCGAAGCCCCGUCGGGUCGUAAAUUCGUCCACGUUGAGUUCAAUGGGCUCGGUAUAGAGCUUGCAGUCAUUGACAGUGCCGGUGUCGUGCACAUGCACACGCUGACUGGCGCGUUGAGCAAGAUGAUGCCGGCUGCCGGAGGUGAAUUAUCACGGAAGGGUGCAGCUCAUGAGCUGAAUGUGGUGGUUGGCCUGCAUUGGCUGCCAUUAUUUCCAGCUGAGUUCAAAGGACCGUACCUUGAUGUGGCUCAUAAGCACGGCGACAAGUGGGAAGCGCAAAUAAAGCAUCGAGACCAGAAUGCUCUGAAACCCCGUCAUCCGGCUGAAGGCCGACAAGCGUUGCUACAUAUCAGUCGCUCAACUGAGCUCACUCUUCUCUUUCAGAAUGAAGGCAGUGGGUGGCAGUCCACGAGCGUGGUGCUUCACACGGCAAGGUCAAGCGACGACUACAUCUCACAUGCCGCUCUAGGUGAAGACGGCGCAGACCUGCUGGCUGUGACAUACGAUCAUAGCUCACAACUACGACUGUAUCGGAUCACAAUUCAUUGGAACGCAAGUCAGCUCAGUCGAGGGAAUCAGCAAUACACCCAAGUGGCGCCGAAACUGGAUGUGCACCACCUGACAACAGUCGAGAAGGUUCGCGCUCAGCAAGUCGAUGUUGCAAAGUUAUCUCGUCUCGAUAUUAUACCUGCAGUCCCUGAAGCUGCCCAACAGGCACCUACCCUACCGACUGUUCAGGCUAUCUUCACACACGCCGUGCUUCCCCUAGACGGCUCACAGAAUCAAGACUGCAGCAGCACAAUCUCGCGAUGGACAGUAGAGUCAUAUACACCUACUCUACAUGAAAGCUUUAAGAAGCUCAAGCCAGGCGCUGCUGCAAAGGCUCAUCACGUACUGAACCAGGCAACAGUUCUUAGACGGCAGGCUGAUGUCACGAUCAAUAAGAUGGUUUUGGCCUUUGCCUCGCAGGCAUUCGACACAAUCCAUGUGUUUGCGGCCAGCGACGGCAGUGUCGACUUCAGAGAUCGCGUGACCAUGACCGGAUUGGGAUCUUUUGGCAGUACAGAGACAGUGGCCAAUGCUUCACAAACGGGAUUCUACCAUAUGCCUGGCGAACAGAACCUCAAUGUUGCCAUCUCCCCUGAUGGUAGUGCUCUAGCUUUGCAGCGUCCGGACAAGACUAUCGUGACGCAAAACAUGACGUUUACACACGGAUGGCAGGUCGCAGACGAUAGUCUCGGUGGCGACAAUAAGGCGUACAUUGAAGCGGCGACAGUGUGCCUCGCAAGGCAGUAUGCAUUCCUGUGCUUCAACAACAUUUCCACGGACGAAGUACUCGCCCUCUUGCCUAAUAACGCCGAGUUUGAACUCCGGUCGAUGGUCAUCAAGAUGAUUCUAAAGAUGCUACAAAGGACGCCGGACAUAUCCUGCCAAGAGAAUAACAGGCAACAAAUGAUCGUACUCAAAGAGCCGUUCGUGCCACGCUGUCUUAGUGCGCAGAUGGCGCUCGGCACCAACGCAGUUACUGGUGAACGCAAUUUUUCGGCCCAGUAUGCAUUUGCCAUGCUCAGCCUUCGACUAGCUGGCACAGCCUGCGCUCAAACACUCAGUCGGCAGGAUAUGAAAACCAUCCCAGCAGAUGCAGUGCACUCUCUUCGAGGACUUGUGAAGUGGAGUGUGGACCUCAUGGUCUACAUCGUCAAUACGCUCGUUGAGACGAAGCGUAGUCUGAACGCAGACCUCGCUCCAAGACAGGCCUUCUCUAAUCUCAUAAGCUCUUCAGGAAGCGUGGCGCUGCAUCUCCUUUUGUGCAGCUAUUCACGGGUGAUGUUACGCUUUCAGACGAUGUGGGUGAUCAAGUUCACACACGCAGCACAGCUUGUUCUCCCUCGCGCUCGAUCGGUUCAGGAACAACAAGAGCUCAGCGCGACCCUUCAGCGAGUGAAAGACAUGCCAUUCGAACUCCGGCACUUCGAACAGAUGAUGUCAGAACUCGAUACGGCUAUUCGAGGCGCCUACAGCCAAUCUUCAAUUUCUGCGGAAAAGCGCAGCGAAGUGGAGACGAAUAUGGUUGUCGAUGGCGCCAUUCCUGCAGAGUUGGAGAAUCCGAUUAACAGUCUGCUGGAAAGCAUGCUGCCGAAAUUGAGUGACAAUGUCAACCUGACUGACCUCAUGCUUUGGGACACUCGAGGAAUUGGGCUCCGAAAUUGUCGGCAAGCAGAAGAUGGGAAGACGUAUGAUGUGAUCAGAAAGAUUCCCAUGCAAAGCGAUAUGCAGAGAAGGGUUUGCAGAAGAUGCGGCUCUGAGAUGGAAGACAUCAGUCCCGAGCGGCUGAGAAGCGAAAUGAUGAACCUGGCGUGGUUCGCACAUCUCCAAAGACAUUGCUUGUGUAUGAACUAUUGGUUACUGGCGUGAGUACGGCGAGAAGCGAGAGCACUGUCUCGUGCAUAGAGGUCAAGUUAGCCGUACACCAGCGGAGUGGCUCUAAUAGACCAGGUAUCUGCACAAAUGCAGCCAUCGUAUCGAAGCGAUCCGUUCCACGCAGC
This is a messenger RNA of Cercospora beticola, 3083 nucleotides long. RefSeq lists its product as uncharacterized. Lineage: Eukaryota; Fungi; Ascomycota; Dothideomycetes; Mycosphaerellales; Mycosphaerellaceae. Gene Ontology annotation, biological process: positive regulation of DNA-templated transcription. Gene Ontology annotation, cellular component: mediator complex. The record is from RefSeq and is a predicted model, not a curated record.